UUCACCACAGAAGAUGAGUUUCUGAAAUGGCUAGAAUUGCACCGUUCGCUGGCGCUCCUGUUCAAGAGAGCCUCUACCGCGCUCAUCACCCACAACAUUGUGGGGUGGGAGGGCAGUCUCACUUCUUUGCCAUCCAUAGUGUACAACUGCAAGUCCGACAUUGAAAGCCCACCGCCGACAGUGAAUCGUCCAGACGAUGUUGCGCUGUCAGUCACUUCAUUUCCGACUCUUGGCACAGCUUACGCAGCCAUGUAUGGCUGCACGCAGCCCGUCAUUGAGUCAACUAUUAAGUGCCUGGAAGACUUUGGUGGACAGGCCUUUCAUCCUCUCGCUAUGCCAGUAAUAUUCGCGGAACUAGAACGCGCACGCCUGGUAGGUUUGCUUGACAGGGAGAAAGAGGCGCUUGCCAAACGUAUCUUGGAGUUGGAAAACAAGCUUCGAGGUGAAGACCAGAGUUCUAUUUCUGAGAAGGCAGAUUCUGAGCCCACAUCACAAACGAGAGAUUCUACGACAUACUUCAAGUCACCUGUCGAAGGUAGCAAUAAGAUUGAUGAACAUGCCGAAGAACGAAGAGCAGGAAGCAGGAUUGAGAUGAGAUUACGCGAGAUGGUUGAUGAGUUGGGAAGCAAGAUCCGAAGCUGUGAAGCUCUCCUCGGCGGGAUGUCCCUAGCUGCACAAAUGGAAUCAAACUACUACACGAGACGAGACGCUAAAGUAUCCAUCAUCAUUGCAAAUGCUACGAAGAGAGACGGCAGCCAAAUGAGAAGCAUUUCCCUGCUAGGGAUGAUCUUCCUGCCUGGAACAUUUCUUGCAUCCCUUUUCUCCAUGUCUUUCUUCAAUUGGACUCCCCCAGAUGGUAAUCAAAUCAUCUCGCCGUGGAUCGCUCUCUAUGGCGUCCUUGUAAUCGUGAUCACAUUGAUCACUGUCUGGGGUAUGAGGAAGUGGAUGGAAGCAGAAGAGAAGAAAGCUAGGGAACAGAUGGCGAAGGAGGUCAAUAGCGAUGGUGACUCCAUUGUAUGA
Colletotrichum abscissum is the source of this 1020-nucleotide messenger RNA. RefSeq lists its product as uncharacterized. NCBI's taxonomy places the organism in Eukaryota, Fungi, Ascomycota, Sordariomycetes, Glomerellales, Glomerellaceae. The annotation marks the transcript as partial. The transcript is spliced from 6 exons. The record is from RefSeq and is a predicted model, not a curated record.